AUGUGGAGAGAUUAUGCAAGAGGGCAUGUAGCCAUAGCAGUGGACAAUAAAGAACCCAGUAAACUUGCUCUCAAUUGGGCCCUCGUGAAUAGAAAUUUUAUAGGUGUUAACCCUGUCAUACUAAUCCAUGUUGUUCGAACCCCACCAACAGGUAUCCAGGCGCAAUCCGAUGAUGAGGUUAUGGAAAUGCUAAUUCCACAUCGUAGCUGUUGUACUGAAAGAAAUGUGCAAUACGAGGUAGUGAUAGUUCGCGACGAGAAUGUGGCAGCUGGAAUCCUUGAAUAUGUGUCCUCUCAAGUGGACAUUAGAGUAUUAGUUCUUGGCUCAUCAACUAAGAGAAGCAGAAAGAGUGCACUUUCCAGGAUAUUCAAGAAAAAGAAGAAUCGAGAGGAUGAUGUUGAGACUACUGUAUUGAAAUGGUUGCCACCUCACUUUCGUGUUCAUGUUAUAUACAAAGGGAAUAUGACCUCUUAUUGGGAUGCCUUAGCGGCUCAAAGAUAUAAGUAUCGACGUCUAUCUCCACUCAACCAUAAUCCACGGGUCCGCAUUAAUAACUACCCAGAAGUUGAGUUGGAUUAUGAAGAAAACAGCAACCCGCCAUUAAGCUCUGGAAAUGAGAGUCCAGACAACAAUGAUUCCAUCUCAUUUUAUGAAAAUUUACAUUCUAGACAAACACUUGGUGGAUCUUCAUCAUCAAAUAAUUUAAACUCGGAUGAUGAUGAGCCCUUGUUCUUACUAGACAAGAUGGAAGAUGAAGUCAUAAGACAAGAAGUAGUAGGGCCUAAGAAAGCAAUAAUGGAGUUUUACCAUGAAGCACAAAUAUCAAAACAAAAGGUUGUCCUGAGAUCUCUCAAUCUUAGCUUUCAAGUUUUCCAUCCUUAA
Arachis ipaensis is the source of this 882-nucleotide messenger RNA. NCBI's taxonomy places the organism in Eukaryota, Viridiplantae, Streptophyta, Magnoliopsida, Fabales, Fabaceae. The record is from RefSeq and is a predicted model, not a curated record.